CGGUAUCCCAUGGGCUCAAUGAUCUCAUCCGUGAGAUGAAGAGCGUCACCGCAUGUGUAGUGGAACUCAGCGAGUUACCUGAUCGCUACAUUACACUGGACGAUCCUCAUCUAUCAAGAAUCAUCUCUACCAUCCCAAUCGCUGUUUAUUGGACCAUAAGAAGCAUCGUGGCUUGCAUUUCUCAGAUCAACAUGAUCACUGCCAUGGGACACGAGAUGAUGAACACUCAAAUGGAUUCAUGGGAAACGUCCAUGUUAGCUAACAAGCUCAAGAACAUUCAUGACCAUCUUGCUGAGACCUUGAGGCUUUGCUACCGCCACAUAGAGAAGCAGAGGAGCUCAGAAUCCUUAAAGAUGUUGCAUUCUCUAUUCGACACCACUCACAUUGAUAACAUGAAGAUUCUCACGGCCUUGGUUCAUCCCAAAAACCACACCACACCACUGCAAGAUGGUUCGACCAAGAGAAAGGUUCACUUGGAUGUGUUGAGGAGGAAGACAGUGUUGCUUCUCAUCUCGGACCUCAACAUAUUGGAAGACGAGCUAUCGAUUUUCGAGCAAAUAUACACAGAGUCGAGGAGGAACUUGCAGGGAAUAGAUGGUAAGAGCCAUAUGCCUUACGAGGUUGUGUGGGUUCCGAUAGUGGAUCCUAUCGAAGAUUAUGAAAGAUAUCCGAGUCUGCAGAAUAAAUUUGAGGCUCUCCGUGAGCCUAUGCCAUGGUACACAGUGGAUAGUCCAAAGCUGAUAGAGAGACAUGUGGUGGAGUUUAUGAGAGAGAGAUGGCAUUUCAUGAACAAGCCAAUACUCGUGGUGCUUGACCCACAAGGCAACGAGGCUAGUCUCAACGCGCUUCACAUGAUCUGGAUUUGGGGGACUGAAGCUUUCCCUUUCACUAGAGCUCGUGAGGAAGAGCUCUGGAGGAGGGAGACCCUCACGCUUAACCUCAUCGUUGAUGGCAUCGACUCUGUCAUUUUCAAUUGGAUAAACCCGGAAAAUUACAUAUUCUUGUACGGAGGAGAUGACUUGGACUGGAUAAGAAGGUUCACAAUGGCGGCCAAAGCAACGGCCAAAGAUUCCAACGUGAAGCUGGAGAUGGCUUAUGUUGGUAAACGUAACCACAGCCACAGGGAACAUAUCAGGCGGAUCAGUGAAGCCGUCAGGGCUGAAAAUCUGAGUCAUAGCUGGGCCGAGCCUGCAUUGAUGUGGUUCUUCUGGACUAGGCUCGAGAGCAUGCUCUACUCCAAGAUUCAACUCGGCAAAGCUGAUGAUCACGACGAGGUGAUGCAAGGAAUCAAAAAGAUACUAAGCUACGACAAGCUCGGAGGAUGGGCACUGCUGAGCAAAGGACCUGAGAUAGUGAUGAUAACUCACGGUGCCAUUGAGAGGACUGUGACCGUUUACGACCGAACCUGGAAAACUCACGUUCCCACCAAAGGCUACACCAAGGCAAUGUACGACCACCACCACGACGAGAUUCUCCGGGAAACCGGGAAACCAUGCAGCCACUUUGAUUUCCACAUCACUGCUCGGAGCGGUCGUAUUCCGGAGAAGAUGAACUGCUUCGACUGCCACCGUCCCAUGGAGAAGUACAUGAGCUUCGCAUGUUGUCACGAUGAUAAGCUCCUUGACCAAGACGAGAACUACAACUUCUAGAUUACAAAAAGAAAACAAGGCUAUACCAUGCAUGACCUACGAGCGUCUUCCUUUUUUACUUCAAAUUUGAAUUUAUUUAUUUAAACAAUAAUUUCAGUGUCUUUGUAUGAGAACUGGCCAGUCUUGUAGGUUGGCCUUCAUGGACAAUGUUUGAUUGAAGUAUUCUUGAUCAUUUUCAUUAAUAAACUAUUUCUUUAAUGGAGAUUA
Molecule: messenger RNA, 1856 nt
Organism: Brassica napus (rape)
Lineage: Eukaryota; Viridiplantae; Streptophyta; Magnoliopsida; Brassicales; Brassicaceae
Product: protein SIEVE ELEMENT OCCLUSION B
Exons: 6
Coding region: 36-1649 (537 amino acids)
Biological process (GO): phloem development
Source: RefSeq, a predicted model, not a curated record